CACGUAGCGUUGCCAAACAAUGGGCAGGAAAAAAGCCACGUUGACGAGCCAGACUGAAGUCUUAGGGGUUUUGUCGUUGUGAGAAGGUUUUUCUCCAAACACGAAGGUUGUUUUUUAUUUUUAUUUUGACAUUUGUUUGUUUUGAUUGGUCAUGUCAUCGCCGCCGAAAGAGAAAAGCGAAACGAGAGCUGGACAUCCCCCUGCUGUGAAAGCAGGCGGGAUGAGGAUAGUCCAGAAACACCAAUCUGCUGACUCCACGUCGGACAGGAAGGAAGACAAGGACAGCAAAGAGUUUGAGAGCUGCAGCCCACCGAAGAUGCCAGUCAUCGUGUCUGGAGUGGUGACUAAGGGCGAUAAGGACUUCACCCCGGCCGCGGCUCAGGUGGCUCACACGAAGCCCGUACCCUCAGUGCAGAAGCUGCCGCCGUCCCACCACAUCAACCAGCACAUCCACCAGCCCCGCAAGUGAACCUCUGCCUUCUCCCAGUCAACAAGGACCACACCACGAUUCCCAGCCAAAUUCUCAGUCGAUUCCCAUUUGAUUCCCAGCCAGGCUCUAACUGAUUCCUGACUACAUUUUGUCAGUUCUCUUCUGAUUCCCAAAGAAUUUUACACUAGUUCCCAAAUAAUUCCCAUCCCACUCUCAUCCAAUUCCCAAACUGACUCCCAACUGAUUCUCAUCAGUUCCCAGAUGUUCUCAGUUCGUGACUGAUCUCCAGCCAGUUCCCAACUGAUUUCCAUCUGAUUUCCAACCAAAUUCCAGCGAGGUCCCAAAUGACUAUCUGUCAAUUCCCAAACAAAUCCUGUUUCCCAACCAGUUACCAACAAAUUUCCCCCAGUUCCCAACUAUCUCCCAAAUGAUCACUGACCAGUUCCCAGCCCCAGUCCCAAUCAGUUCCAAACCAAUUCCAAAUCAGUGCUCAGGUUCGUCACAGAAUUCCCAGCAUUCCUCACGGCCUCUUUAUCUGCACCUGCUGGUGUUCUGCCUUGACCAACAUCCUGAGAAUCCUCUCUCUCUCUCUCACUCACUCACUCACACACUCACUCACUCAGACAACCCUGCCCAGUUCUGUUCUCUCUCUCUCUCUCUCUCUCUCUCUCUCACACACACAACCCUGCCCAGUUCUGCUCUCUCGUUCUCUGUAAAUCUCCUACACUAACCCCAGAGCUCCGUCACCAAGCACGGGUCUGGGUUAACUCAAUCGCUGUACUGAAUGAAAGGUGAAUUAAGGUUUUUUCAGUGUUUCUGUUUUAGACCAAUGAUUCCUGGAAUGAUGUAAAGUGUAAAUCAGUUUUUGUAAGUGGAUGAUGAUGAUGUUAGAAACUAGGUGUGGCUGUCUGAAUAAAGAAUUAAUAUAAAAACA
Neoarius graeffei (lesser salmon catfish) is the source of this 1364-nucleotide messenger RNA. RefSeq names its product death-associated protein (gene dap). The transcript has 4 exons. Bases 152 to 469 code for a protein of 105 amino acids. Gene Ontology annotation, biological process: apoptotic signaling pathway; negative regulation of autophagy; cellular response to amino acid starvation. Gene Ontology annotation, molecular function: death domain binding. The record is from RefSeq and is a predicted model, not a curated record. Lineage: Eukaryota; Metazoa; Chordata; Actinopteri; Siluriformes; Ariidae.